Coffea arabica (coffee) is the source of this 1706-nucleotide messenger RNA. RefSeq lists its product as uncharacterized. The record is from RefSeq and is a predicted model, not a curated record. Gene Ontology annotation, molecular function: RNA polymerase II cis-regulatory region sequence-specific DNA binding; DNA-binding transcription factor activity, RNA polymerase II-specific. Gene Ontology annotation, cellular component: nucleus. Lineage: Eukaryota; Viridiplantae; Streptophyta; Magnoliopsida; Gentianales; Rubiaceae. Gene Ontology annotation, biological process: regulation of DNA-templated transcription.
UAAAGCACCCUUUCUGUCAGAAAGGAUAAAGAGUUGAUGGAAAUGGCAAACAAGCAGUGUAGUAUUUAUGCACCAAAUACUACUAGUAGCAUAAAUACGGGCAUUGACAGUUAUCCAUCAGGGGCUUCCCCGUUUCUUUGUUCAUCAUCAUUAGCAUUAUCAUCGCCAUUAUCUUCCUCUCCUCCUCCUUCAGGUUCAAUGGGCAUGAUUUUUGAAGACAUGAGCUGUUUGUCCAUCAGUCCAAACUAUCUUUCUUCUUCACGAGAUAGCUUACAUGAAGGAAGACCUUGUUGGGGUUUUUCUUUUAUGCCAAAAUGCCUCCUGGAGGAAUCCCAAAAUAGUGAUGUGGGAGAAGGUAAAGGUUCAUCCGACUGCAGUGACGGAUUUGGAGAAACUGGUAAUCAACCCAUUGAUCUUAAUGCUGAUUUAAGUGAAGAAAAACAAAGCAAUAAUCUUCAGGCCGUUGGUAGCAGAGAUAGUGGCCAAUCAAAGCUCUGUGCUAGGGGGCAUUGGAGGCCUGCCGAAGACACAAAGCUUAGGGAACUAGUAGCCCUUUAUGGCCCUCAAAACUGGAAUCUCAUUGCAGAGAAGUUGGAGGGAAGGUCAGGUAAAAGUUGCAGAUUGAGAUGGUUUAACCAGCUGGAUCCCAGGAUAAAUAGGAGAGCUUUUACUGAAGAAGAAGAAGAGAGACUAAUGGCAGCACACAGGCUAUAUGGGAAUAAGUGGGCCAUGAUUGCUAGACUUUUCCCAGGUAGAACAGAUAAUGCAGUCAAGAACCAUUGGCAUGUUGUGAUGGCUAGAAAGUAUAGAGAGCAAUCCAGUGCUUACAGGAGGAGAAAGAUGGGCCAAUUUGUCUGCGGGAGAGUAGAAGAUCACGACCGUAGCUUUGUCAGCAGGAGGGAUGCAAGUGCACACAUCAAAACAGAAUCAACAGGACCUCCUCCUCAUAAUUACACUCUGAUUAAUAACUCCAACGGGACACUACUUGGUAACCUAACAGCUUGUUCGUCAGGAGGAAAUCUUAAUGGCGGUGUAGGUGCUGGUGGCAUUGGGAUUGCUUGUGGAUCAAAUAUUUCACCCCACAUGGCAUCUGGUGGGGAAGCAGUACUAAGCAAUAUCGUACCCUCUCGUCACACUGGAUUUUGUUCAUCACAACAAACAUCCUGUGACAUCUUUCCUGGAAACUGCAGCAAUGGGAUGAUGAGCAUUUUCAAGCAAGGCAGGCCUUGGGAUAGGCCAAGAGAUGAAUCCAACGUCUCAUAUCUGUGUCAUCAUCCCGUGCAGCAGCAGAUUCACCAUCCUCUUUUAAUGACUGCAAUGCAACAGUCACAACACUGCCAGUACCACCACCCUCCUAGCACCAGCACCAGCAGCCUCUCAUCAGUAGAUUAUUACCAUAACACUAGCACAGGAGGAGGAGGAGGAGGAGGAGGAGGAUCAAUAUCAAUACCACCACAAGUUUCAUCACUACUCACUACUACCACUGACCCUGCAUCAUCACCACUCACAGAAGACAGAAUAACCAGCCAAUACGAGACCCUUUCCCCACCAUUUAUAGACUUUCUCGGGGUUGGAGCCACAUGAAGUUAAAAAGCCAAUGAAAGCUCAAAAUGGUUUACUCAAUCCCUAGAGAAGAGGAGAAGAGGAUCUUUCGCAUUGGUCAUUACUGCUACUACUAGACCAACCCUGGCGGGUUUUCAUUACUA